AUGAGCAGCGGCGAUGGCGUGAGCCCAGAUGGGCCUCUUGCUCGGAAGGGGAAAGGCCUCCUCGCCCUAGUCCGUUCCAACCUGGCCUUCCGGUCAAGAUGGGCGGAGGUCAACGGCGCCAUGGGAGACCUCGGAACCUACGUGCCGAUCAUCAUGGCCCUCUCCCUCGCCAAGGGACUCGACCUUGGCACCACCCUCAUCUUCACGGGCGUCUACAAUGUCCUCACCGGCGCUCUCUACGGCGUGCCGAUGCCGGUGCAGCCCAUGAAGUCCAUCGCCGCCGUCGCCAUCUCCAGUGGGCCGGACGAGUUCGGCGUGCCGGAGAUCAUGGCCGCCGGCAUCUGCACCUCCGCGGUGGUCUUCCUCCUCGGCGUCACUGGGCUGAUGGGGAUCGUGUACAAUUACAUCCCGCUGCCGGUCGUCAGGGGAGUCCAGCUCGCGCAGGGCCUCUCCUUCUCGCUGACCGCCGUGAGGUACGUCAGGAACGAACAGAACCUCGCCAAGGGUAAGUCCCUGGAUCAGAGGCCAUGGCUGGGCUCGGACGGGCUGGUCCUCGCCAUGAUCUGUGUUUGCUUCAUCCUGAUCGUUAACGGCGCCGGCGAGAACGGGGGGAGCGGCGAGGACGAAGAUCUGGGUAGGCCCGAGGGCAGGAGCGGCAGGAGCAGGGUGUGGAAGAUCUUAACCUCGCUGCCCUCCGCCGUGAUCGUCUUCCUCCUUGGCGUGGUGCUGGCGGUGAUAAGGGAGCCGAGCGCGGUGAGAGGGUUCACGCUGGGGCCGUCGACCGUGCACGUCGUGCGCAUUUCCCGCCACGCGUGGAAGGAGGGAUUCCUGAGGGGCGCGGUGCCGCAGAUACCCCUGUCGGUGCUGAAUUCGGUGGUGGCGGUGUGCCGGCUAUCGCACGACCUCUUCCCGGAGAAGACCCAGGAGGUGUCGGCGACAUCGGUGUCGGUGACGGUCGGGCUGAUGAACCUGGUGGGCUGUUGGUUCGGGGCGAUGCCGAGCUGCCACGGGGCGGGGGGUCUCGCGGGGCAGUACAAGUUCGGGGGGAGGGGCGGGGGGUGCGUGGCGGCUCUCGGUAUGGGCAAGCUGCUGGUUGGCGUCCUGCUGGGGGGAUCCCUGCUGAGGCUACUAGCGGCGUUCCCGGUGGGGCUGCUGGGGGUGCUGCUUCUCUUCGCCGGGCUCGAGCUGGCGGCGUGCUGCCGGGACAUGACCGGCAAGGAGGAGUCGCUGGUGGUGCUGACCUGCGCGGCGGUGUCGCUGGUGGGCUCGAGCGCCGCGCUGGGCUUCGCCUGCGGGCUCGCCGCGCACCUCCUCCUUUCCAUCCGGAAGGCAAUAGGCAAGCGCCUCUGA
Spirodela intermedia is the source of this 1350-nucleotide messenger RNA. The record is from the annotation of a GenBank genome assembly. Lineage: Eukaryota; Viridiplantae; Streptophyta; Magnoliopsida; Alismatales; Araceae.